AUGAAAGUGUUCAUCCUCAUCAAUGCUCCUUUUAAGCUUGUAUAUGCAUUCCUUAUGGUUGAAAGACCAAGACUAGUGCAUAACUUACAUUUGAUAAAGCUAAAGCAGUCCAAAGCCCAAGAACAGCUGACUGAUGAAAUGGCUUUUAUAGAUGGGGAGAGUAGACCUGAAAUCAAAAAAUCAACUCCAAACCAGAAUAUUUCUGAUGAAAAUCAAAAUCAUGACAUGAUAAUGGAGAGACUAACAGGAGAUAGUUUCUGGUACUCCAUCUUGGGAGGACUCUGGGAUUUUGAUUACCAGUUAGAGUUUAACCAAGAAAACCAGCAGAGACAUUUAGCACAAGUAUCUUUCACCCACAAAAAGAUCACACAGGAGAGAAGCCAUGACUGUAAUAGAUUUGGAGAAAACUAUAACGUGAACUCAAACCUUAUUAUGCAUCAGAGAAUUCCUUCAAUUAAAAUACCCCUUAAUUCUGACACACAAGGAAAUAGCAUCAAACGUAAUUCAGACUUGAUUUACUAUCAGGGAAACUAUGUAAGAAAUAAUCCUUAUGAAUAUAAUGAGUGUGGAAAAAUCUUCAAUCAACAUAUUCUUCUUACUAAUCAUAUUCACACUGAAGAGAAACCCAGUGAAUGCGGAAAGGUUUUCAGCCACAAUUCAUCUCUUACUCAACCUCACAUAGUCCUUACAGGAGAGAAGCCCUAUAAGUGUGAUGAAUGUGGGAAAAGAUUCAGCCAGAGGAUACAUCUUAUUCAACAUCAGAGAAUUCACACAGGAGAAAAACCUUUUAUAUGCAAUGAAUGUGGGAAAGCCUUCCGUCAACAUUCAUCCUUUACUCAACAUCUGAGAAUUCAUACUGGAGAGAAGCCCUAUAAAUGUAAUCAAUGUGGUAAGGCAUUUAGCCGUAUCACAUCCCUUACUGAACAUCAUAGACUUCAUACCGGAGAGAAACCUUAUGAAUGUAGUUUUUGUGGGAAAGCCUUCAGCCAGAGGACACAUCUUAAUCAGCAUGAGAGAACUCAUACAGGAGAAAAACCCUAUAAAUGUAAUGAAUGUGAGAAAGCCUUUAGCCAGAGUGCACACCUUAACCAACAUAGGAAAAUCCAUACUCGGGAGAAAUUAUGUGAAUAUAAUAAAUGUGAGAAAACCUUAAGUCCCAGUCCUUCACUUACCCAGCAGCACGUAACUCAUGGGGGGGGGGAAUCAUAUGAAUAUAUAAAUCUGGGAAAACUUUUGGUCAGAUCUUUUCAUCCCAUUCAAUAUCAAAUUAUUCAUAGAGGAGAGAAAGCUUAUAAAUAAACUUUUAAUACAUAGAAACUAAAUAAAUUUAGGUCUUAAAUUAGCAUGUUCCCAGGAGAGAUUAUAAAUAGUGAAAAUAAUUUAUUUUAUAAAUAAGAUUAUAUUAAGAGUCAUGUUCCAAAUCUGAUAUAAAACUUUUUUCAAUGACCAGAAAUCUUGCAGACAAUAAUCUGUAAUUAUUCACCUGUAACUUUUAUGAUAUAAAGUUUUUAAAUUAUGUAAACAUUGAUUAAGGCAAUGAUGUAGUAUAACUAGUCACAUAAACUUGAAAUAAACAUAAAAGCAAUAUUUCUCAAACU
Messenger RNA from Neomonachus schauinslandi (Hawaiian monk seal), 1598 nucleotides. It is a transcript of the gene ZNF713, whose product is annotated as zinc finger protein 713. The record is from RefSeq and is a predicted model, not a curated record. The transcript has 3 exons. Gene Ontology annotation, molecular function: RNA polymerase II cis-regulatory region sequence-specific DNA binding; DNA-binding transcription factor activity, RNA polymerase II-specific. Gene Ontology annotation, biological process: regulation of transcription by RNA polymerase II. Lineage: Eukaryota; Metazoa; Chordata; Mammalia; Carnivora; Phocidae. Bases 1 to 1299 code for a protein of 432 amino acids.